AUGGCGGCCACAGGGGGUGGGCCAUCGUCGGCAUUCAAGUCACCAACAUUCGACGAUAAUGUCGAGAUCAAAGUAGACGACGAUAUAGGCGCCGCAAGCAUAAGCCCAGCAGGUCGCGACGUGGUGCUUGCCAGUAAGAAUGGCCUCCGCAUCAUAGAUCUGGACAACAUUUGGUCUUUGCCCCUCUUCAUCCCAAACCAAUCUUCAUGGGACGUUGCAGACGUACAAUGGUCUCCUUUUGCAGCACGCGCCGAGUGGAUCGCGUCGACGCGCAACCAGCUUGCGCUUGUAUACAAUCUCUCCAUGCCUUAUAACAACAACAAAGCGCCCAUCGAAUACACCUUACGCGCACAUGACAGGGCUAUAACAGAUAUCAAUUUCUCUGCGCAUCAUCCCGACCUCCUGGCAACAUGUGGCGUAGACAGCUUCGUCUUCGUACAUGAUCUUCGCAGCCGGCAAGCGCCGUUGAAACUUGCCGACUAUACAGCAGGAGCGACCCAAGUCAAAUGGAACCGCCAGAACGACAAGAUAAUCGCCAGUGCACACGACAAAUACCUUCAUAUAUGGGACACUCGUCAUGGGGCGAACCCUCUUUCUACCAUCACCGCGCACACCACCAAAAUUUACGGCAUCGACUGGAAUCGUAAUGACGCGAAUAAGAUUAUGACCUGCUCCCUCGACGCGACUAUCAAAUUCUGGAACAAUGUAGGCUUGAAAGACAACAUCACUGUCCCCCGUCGUGUCAUUCGCACUCAUUACCCAGUUUGGCGAGCGAGACACACGCCCUUCCCGCACGGUAUCCUAGCCAUGCCGCAACGUGGUAACUCCUGCCUUUGGCUUUACAAGCAUGUCAACGAUAGCGACCCGUCGACUUUCACCAAUAGUCAUGCAAACGUCUUUCAACAGCACGACCCUGAUGCGCAAGUUCGCGAAUUUCUCUGGCGCACACGUGGCUCUACCGAUGACGGGUUCGACAAUCGCGACUUUCAAUUGGUUUCCUGGGGCACAGACAGGCGUCUAGUGCUUCAUAAGCUGCCUUCUGAGGAUUUAGAGAAAUGGGUCGGUCACCGCAAAGGCGAGCCACUCGUGGAAAAGCCCAGCACGACGCGGAAAGGCGCUACGUACGUUUCGUAUCGGGAUGGGCCUAUACCUACCACUACUGCCAGCACACAGGACGAAUUUGGCCCUCCCCGUGCCCAGCGUAAAGGCAAUCUGUCCGCUCUUCUACAGAACUACUCACUCAACGAAGAAACCUACCCUCCGCGCUACCAUGGGCAAACGCAUCCUCGUAUACACCCUGAGACAAUUCCUCGAGAGACCAUGACUGCCCGGCCGAUUCGGCGCAAUGACCCACGCGUCGUUAACCACAUGAAGUGGAUCAACGGCGUCAAAUUUGGGGGUGAUCGCCAUAACAAUGUUGACGACCAUGCUCGGCCCAACCAUUACGAUCGCACCGAGAAGCAGCCGUAUCAAGAGCAGAAUGACCUUGGUGCUGAGAUUUCUUACGUGGGCAACAAAUACAAGAAGCUGGCUUUCGAAGAAAUCGAUAUUCCCGGACGCCACAUCAAGGUUUCCUUCAAUGGUCCAUGGGGUGACUGGGAUACAGCCACGAAUGAGCCGAAACUUGUAUUCCUCCGGUUCACUAUCAGGUUUCCGGUCUCAUACCCCAAGGCCGUCGAAAGGCAACAGUCAGGCACCGUUGUUGGUAGGGCACCGACCCCAUUGGACAUCGAGUUUGAGAGAACAACAGCCACGAUCAGCAAGGACAACCAAGAGGAACUAAUCAACAACAUGCACCGUAUUGCUGAAACCUGCGCAGACCAACAGCGAGAAGCUCUGGAGGCGGUCCUCUCGUAUGCGUUGGGUGAGCGAGCACUGGACGACAGCCUGGACCUGGCCGAGGAUGAUGACCCGCUGGAAGACCUUGGACCACUGCCUGGGGAGAGCUCUAGCGAGGAUGAAGACCAUGAGGGCGAAUUCACUGAUGACGUGAUGCAAUCCUCUCAUACCAAUGCUAAUAUCCCUCUGCCCAUCCAGUGUACGGCACGGUUCUCGGUAGAUGGAUCCCUCGUCGUCGCAAGGAUACCCACCACAAAGACGAUGCCAGGCUCAGAAGCAUUCAGAUUCCAGAUCACCAAGACUCUUCGACAAGGCGUCCUGAAGAAUGACAUCUUUGAUUCGUUUGGCCAUUUCACCUCUCGACGUCCUGAGGCUUCCGACGGCGCAUCAUCACCAUCCUCGUCGGUCGGCUCGUGGGAAACAUCUUCCACCCCAUCAUCCUCAUCCGGCUCCGACCACGCAGGGAAUGCACACAUAGGAAACUUUCAACCGCCACUGGCUUGGCAAAAGUCGGCGUCCCGAUAUCAGUCGCGGAACUCAUUACCGUCUUCGACCAGCGUGGGAAAGCAGGCAGUCAAGACUAGGUCCACAGUGUCCAUACUCUUCUCAGCCACAGAUGAUUUGGUUCCCAGUAAGCGUGAACUGGCGCAGGAAUAUCAAAUCUUUGGACCUGGACCCAUGAUAUGCGAGCACAACUCCGAGGUAGCUCGGAAGUACGGUUACGACGACCUAGCGGAUAUCUGGAUCCUUUGCAAGCUGAUUUUGAGUAACGAAGUGCCAUUGGAGAUCUUACCUCAAAAAUAUCGGAGAGAUCAAGUUCUUGUGCUUGCCCGGAGAGCUCUUGUGAGGAUCAAACGCAAGGACAGUGGACUGGACCUUCAAUUCGAUGAGGCAGACACAGUGACAAAUCCUAGGCUCAAGGCACGUGUGAAAUGGGGUCACCACAUUGUUGUUACAUGGCUGAUACCUUCGCUCUUUGACCACUUCGAACGCUUAGCAGAUACACAGAUGCUUGCUAUGCUGUCAUGUAUUUUUGCGGAACCUGCUGCCCGUGAAGGUGUGACCUCAGCUAUGGCUAAAAUGCGGCAAUCUCAGCUUCCCAUGUCCAUGGAAGCACCCGCCUUUUCCUUGGACUAUUUUUCCUCGGUGGACGCUGCGUGGAGUCUAUUCCAGCCUACGAUCUCUGUCCCAUCUACACCGUCGCAUUCACGCUCUGCGACGCCAGCUAACGAGUUUGCGUGGCAAAGACUAGCCAAGAAUCUCGACACAUAUGGAAGUCAUGGAAGUUCAAAUGGUCCGUGGGGCAGCGAUCAUGUCAGCUCUGAUCCCGUCACCCCAUACUCUACUGGCAACACUCCGCCUGUCUUGUCUAGAGCGUCUACGGUGAGAACUGCGCAGACGGCCAAUCACACACCUUACGGGACAUCGCCGGAGCAGAGUCACAUAGCCCAUAAGAAAAGCUCUACAGCAAAUUUCGCAAGUGCCGUUGCCGCAUUGUCGCGUCCAUUUGCAAACGCAAUCUCCUCUUCACCGCCGGUGAGAUCACGCAUGGAUGAUCUUUCGACAUCAGCACCCACCAGCGGUGUCACCUGGGGAACAACCACGUUCUAUGGUAGUGACUCCCAUGACCAGAACAACAUGUCAACCUCACGCUCAAAACACGGCAAGCGAGCGAGUUUCGGACAGUCUGAGCAAGUCAAUGUCAACUACAUCGACGAUUCCGAUUCCGAAUAUGAAAGAGUCGAUGACGAUGGGCCUUACAUUACGACAAGCACAAGAGAAAACAACGCGCCUGGCCCACCUCGAGAUGGCACAGGUAACAAAGGAUCUAUCAAGGUCACGCUCAAGAAUCAAGACCAGUUCGAUGAUGAGGCAUGUUUCAGUCGUCCACUACUAGACACAUGUAAAGACUGGCUGUAUCGGGCCUGGCGCGAGCAGUAUGCUGAGAUGCUCAGCCGCUGGGGCCUGGUCAGUGUACGAGCUGAGGUUCUCAAAUUCAACGGCCUUGUGUCAUAUUUCCCGACCGAAGCUCCUCGUACCGUCCAAAAACAUGGCUCAGUAUCUCUCGCACUCAAGCAAUCCGCAGACGAAGAUGGCGAAGAAAAACAGACGAGGCAUUUGUCACGGGCUUCAUCCACACUGGUGCCUCCAACUCCCACCACGGCGCAGGUGAAGCGCUCACCUGGUCUAUCACCACACCACUUCUCCUUCAACCCAGAGGCGAUGGAAUUUCAGCCUGGAACAUUUGCCAGCGGCCUACCGGAGGAUUUCUUACCGAAUCCUGACGCAUUCAUUCCCGCCGAGCAGUAUCUUCGUCUUUCAAUACCCGUCCCAACUCCGACAAAGGAGCUAGAAGAGAGUGUUGCUGGUCUUGGCACUUCACCUGGCCAAAGUAGACUGCAGCCACCUCCGAGCAGAGCGAGCAGGCCGAGCUUAUCGCGAGGCACAUCCAACGUCUCUGCCGGUUCCUCAUGGCGCGAUGGUCGCUCGCGCACGAACCUUACCACCACGCCUCCCAAGCCCACUAAGACAGAACCCGUAUACAGUUGCAGCGUCUGCUGGAUCCGUGUCUCAGGCCUUUUCCAUCUCUGCCCUUCGUGUGGACACGUCGCGCAUAUGGACUGCAUGGACGACGAGAUCGGCAUGGACGAUGGGGAAUGCGUAGUCGGUUGCGGCUGUGGCUGUGGCCUUGAAGACGACGAUGAGCGCAGCAGAAUGGAGGCUUAUAUCGAGGGAGUGCGCGCCGCGAAUGCUGCGGGUAUCGCAUGGGAAGAGGGCAGCGAGUGGCUGCCUAGUGGAACGACAACUCCUGCCCUGUAUGCCGAGAGUGCGUACAGUGAUUUCAUGACGGGCGGUGCAAGCAAGGUAGCGAGCACGGGUGAAGAGAAGAGGAAGGAGAGGCUGGGUGGACGCAGUAAUGUUGUCAGUCCUACGCCUACCAAGACGAAGAAGAAGGUAAAGAAGAAGGUGAGGGCUUCGGGUUUGAGCUAUUAUUGA
Messenger RNA from Alternaria atra, 4836 nucleotides. RefSeq lists its product as uncharacterized. Gene Ontology annotation, molecular function: protein binding. The transcript has a single exon. The record is from RefSeq and is a predicted model, not a curated record. NCBI's taxonomy places the organism in Eukaryota, Fungi, Ascomycota, Dothideomycetes, Pleosporales, Pleosporaceae. Bases 1 to 4836 code for a protein of 1611 amino acids.